Molecule: messenger RNA, 1755 nt
Organism: Scheffersomyces stipitis CBS 6054
Lineage: Eukaryota; Fungi; Ascomycota; Pichiomycetes; Serinales; Debaryomycetaceae
Gene: CAC2
Product: Cac2p
Exons: 3
Coding region: 78-1589 (503 amino acids)
Biological process (GO): nucleosome assembly; DNA replication-dependent chromatin assembly
Cellular component (GO): CAF-1 complex; nucleus
Molecular function (GO): protein binding
Source: RefSeq, a predicted model, not a curated record
GUUUUUCAAAUCAAAUUCACAAUUCAGUUCACGGAAUAUCUAUUCCAUUAUUUCUCAAUUCUGUACAUACAUGUACCAUGAACGCGUCCACCAUAACCGUCCAUUGGCACAACGACAAUCAGCCCAUUUACUCUGUGGACUUCCAGCCCUCGGCAUCUGGCCCUUCUCCUAGAUUGGUCACAGGAGGAGGAGACAACAAUAUCCGAGUCUGGAAAUUGCACCAUAAACAUGACCAAUAUCUCAGCACAUUGAGAAAACAUACACAGGCUGUCAAUGUCGUCAGAUUUAAUCCCUUGGGUACUAUAUUGGCAACAGCUGGUGACGAUGGAACGUUGAUUCUUUGGAAACUCGCUGACCGGGUCUUGAAGGAUUUUGAAGCGGAGGAUGAAGACGAUGAUGAUGUUCAGGAGUCGUGGCAGGCUGUGUGUCAGUUCCGAUCGUCGACUUCUGAAAUCAAUGAUAUAUGCUGGUCGUCAAAUUCCCGGUAUUUGGUCACUGGUUCCAUGGAUAACAUCACUAGAGUGUAUCAUAUCGAUUAUGCCAAUGAUAAGGUCACUGGUACUCUUGUGACAUCGAGCAAGAACCAUAACCACUACAUCCAGGGUGUCUACUGGGACCCACUUGACCAGUACAUAGUAACACAAUCAGCAGACAGAUCCGUCUGCGUAUACAGAAUCGUUAAGCAUAAGAAGAAGGACGAGAUUGAAGACAUAAAACUAGCACACAGAUUCUUAAAAUUUAAUAACCAGCACCUUUACCACUCAGAAACAUUGCAAUCUUUCUUCAGAAGGUUGUGCUUUUCACCAGAUGGAAGUUUGGUAAUAACACCAGCAGGUUUGGAAAACGAUUCGACCGCUAUCAACACUGUCUAUGUGUAUUCCAGAUACAGUCUCUUGCAUACGCCCAUCUACAAGAUAUCGAACUUGAACAAGCCAGCUAUUGCCGUGGCAUUCAACCCAUUUCUAUACGAGCCUAGUGCAACCAGUCCAGUUCUAAAGUUAGCCUACAAGAUGAUAUUUGCCGUUGCAACCCACGACUCGAUCCUAAUAUAUGAUACGGAGAAUUUCAAGCCUUUGGGUUACGUUUCCAACUUACACUACAGUUCCAUAACUGAUCUCAAAUGGGAUUCCGACGGUACAAAGAUCAUCGUGAGUUCAACUGAUGGAUUCUGUCUGAUAAUAUCGUUUGAUGACAAUGUGUUCGGCCAGCGAUAUGCAAAGAAGGAAGAGAAAUCAGAGGGUGUGCCUUUGACUGUUCCUGUCACUGAUCCUCCGACACCUGUGGCAACAAAUUCAAGAAGCUUGACUCCUAUCAACAACCUAAAAGCUCUUCAUUUGUCCAGUGAUGUGGGGGAAAUAGAGGACUACAAGUCGGAUUUCGACUCAUCGGAGGCAAAGGACGUAGAAAUGAUACUGGGAGACACCAGUCCUGAAGUUGAAAUAGUAGAGAUAAUAUCCGAAGAAGAAACUACGGAUGUAGCUGCUCCUUCCAUGGGAACUAUAGAUAAGUUUUUCAUGAGGCUGAAAGAGCUCUCGCCCAACAAGGACAAGAACAAGCGUAGAGUUGUGCCUACAUUGGUAAAUAACUAGAAAGUGCUAUUUGUUAUCUGUUAACAUUAGUUAGCUAGUUAACGAUAGAUAAUAAGAAUACUAAGUUAACAAUACGUUAACCAUGGGGUACUUAGUUAGAAUUAGAUACCAGUUAGCAACAUUGAAAUAUGACGAGCGAGAACGGUCCUUCUCGUGAGGUGAAUCU